UUCUCAUCAACAACAAAAACACAAGCUUAAAAAACAAAACUCAACUAAACACCCAAAAAGAAGCAAACACAAUGGCUUUCGCUUUGAGGUUCUUCACAUGCCUUGUUUUGACGGUGUUCAUCGUUGCAUCAGUAGAUGCAGCAAUCACAUGCGGGACAGUGGCGAGUAGCUUGAGUCCGUGUCUAAGCUACCUAUCAAAAGGUGGGGUGGUGCCACCUCCGUGCUGUGCAGGAGUCAAAAAGUUGAACGGUAUGGCUCAAACCACACCGGACCGCCAACAAGCAUGCCGGUGCUUACAGGCCGCUGCAAAAGGGGUUAAUCCAAGUCUAGCCUCUGGCCUUCCUGGAAAGUGUGGUGUUAGCAUCCCCUAUCCCAUCUCCACGAGCACUAACUGCGCAACCGUCAAGUGAAAUUUGGGAUUACGACAUCAUUGCCUGAAGAGUAUGGUUUAGCAUAACUAAAAUAAAAGACGGCUAUCUAAGCUGAUAUUUACCAUGUCUUUGUUUGUCUCGCUCUGUAAUCUUUUGCUUUAUUAUGUUAUAUCUUAACAUGUUUAAGAUAUGAUAAUAUAUAGUACCGGUACCU
This is a messenger RNA of Arabidopsis arenosa, 585 nucleotides long. Lineage: Eukaryota; Viridiplantae; Streptophyta; Magnoliopsida; Brassicales; Brassicaceae. The record is from the annotation of a GenBank genome assembly.